UUCUGUACGGCCCGGAGGCCGCCCCGGCAGGCAGUCGGUGGGUCGGGAGAGGUGCUGACAGGGCGGGGCUGCCGCUCGGCUCUGCCGGCCUCACCCCUCCCGCCCGGGACAGGUGGCUGGAGCGCGCCCCGCCCCCGCCAGCUGCGGGUGGGAGCGAGGGAGGGUCAGCCCCAGACGGCCGCCGCCAGCUGCGAGGGAGAGCGAGCGAGGGCCAGUCCGGGACGGCCGGGCUAGGAGUCCGGCAGCAGCAAGCGAGUAUCGUGGCGGCCAAAAAAAUGCUCCUGCAUCGAGGGGCCCCCGCUGGCCCUGGCGCGCCGGGCAGCGGGCUGGCUCGGCCCGGCGGCGGCCCACAGGCCUUUGGGAUCCGCCUGAGCACCAUGAGCCCCCGCUACCUCCAGAGCAACUCCAGCAGCCACACGCGACCCUUCAGUGCCAUCGCGGAGCUGCUAGAUAAUGCUGUAGAUCCAGAUGUAUCUGCCAGGACGGUCUUUAUAGAUGUUGAGGAGGUCAAGAAUAAAUCUUGUUUGACCUUUACUGAUGACGGAUGUGGAAUGACACCUCAUAAACUACACCGAAUGCUCAGCUUUGGCUUUACAGAUAAAGUAAUAAAGAAGAGCCAGUGUCCCAUCGGGGUCUUUGGUAAUGGUUUCAAGUCAGGCUCCAUGCGGCUAGGAAAGGAUGCUCUCGUCUUCACCAAGAAUGGGGGUACUCUCACUGUUGGACUCCUGUCACAGACCUAUCUGGAAUGUGUCCAGGCCCAGGCAGUUAUUGUACCAAUUGUUCCAUUCAACCAGCAAAACAAAAAAAUGAUUAUUACUGAGGAUUCCUUGCCCAGCCUAGAAGCCAUCUUGAACUAUUCAAUUUUCAACAGUGAAAAUGACCUGCUUUCCCAGUUUGAUGCCAUCCCAGGCAAAAAAGGCACUCGUGUUCUCAUUUGGAACAUCCGCAGAAAUAAAGAUGGAAAGUCUGAGUUGGACUUUGAUACAGAUCAAUAUGACAUCCUGGUAUCAGACUUUGGCACAGAAGAAAAAGAUACUGGUGGUGUUACCUGUGAGCUGCCAGAAACAGAGUAUUCUUUACGGGCAUUUUGUGGCAUUCUGUAUAUGAAGCCACGAAUGAAAAUUUUUCUACGUCAAAAGAAGGUGACCACCCAGAUGAUUGCCAAGAGCCUGGCCAAUGUAGGAUAUGAUUUAUAUAAACCUACCUUCACAAAUAAGCAGGUGAAAAUAACUUUUGGGUUCUCUUGCAAGAAUAAUAACCAGUUUGGAAUGAUGAUGUAUCAUAACAACCGACUCAUAAAGUCUUUUGAGAAGGUGGGAUGCCAGGUGAAGCCAACUCAUGGAGAAGGUGUGGGAGUAAUUGGAGUCAUCGAGUGCAAUUUCUUAAAACCCGCCUACAACAAACAAGACUUUGAGUACACCAAAGAGUACCGGUUGACAAUAAAUGCCCUUGCCCAGAAGCUCAAUGCUUACUGGAAGGAAAAGACAUCCCAAGAGAAUUUUGAGACCUCAGCCAUCACCAGGCCAAUACCGAAGAUUCCUGACCAGACAUGGGUACAGUGUGACGAGUGUCUUAAAUGGAGGAAGCUUCCUGGCAAGGUUGAUCCGUCUACAUUACCUGCAAGAUGGUUUUGUUACUAUAAUUCCCAUCCAAAGUACAGGAGAUGCUCUGUUCCAGAGGAACAAGAACUCAUCGAUGAAGACCUGUACUUGAACAAAGCUAAAAAACAGGAUCAAGUGGUUGAGAAGAAGAAGCUGCCAGUGGACAGUGAGAACCACCAGGUAUUUGCCAAUCUGCUGAAGAUCCCUGCUAGUCGAGAUAUGGAUGACUUGAACAAUAAGACAAUUGGAUAUGAAGGAAUGGAUAGUCCUAGCCGGCCUCCAUCUGUUGGAGAAGAAAGCAGGACACCUUCUCUUCAGCUUAAGCCUCUGGAUUCCAGUGUUUUUCAGUUUUCCAGUAAGUACAAAUGGAUCCUGGGAGAGGAGCCGGUGGAGAAACGAAGAAGGCUCCAGAAUGAGAUGACAACACCUCCUCUAGAUUAUUCCAUGCCUGGCCCUUAUAGGAGGGUGGAGGCAGCUGUCUCCUACCCAGAAGGGGAGAACAGCCAUGAUAAAUCCAGUUCGGAGAGAAGCACACCACCAUACCUUUCUCCAGAAUACCCAGAUGCAAACAAGAAUACCAGUCAGAGUAGGGAGGUGUCAGUCCUGUAUUCAGGGGCCCAAGACCAACACCAGGGGUCCCUGCUCCCUGAAGAAUUAGAAGAUCAGAUGCCAAGAUUGGUAGCAGAAGAAUCUAACAGAGGCAGCACAAAUGUAAACAAAGAGGAAGUAAACAAGGGACCUUUUGUAGCUGUUGUCGGUGUUGCAAAAGGUGUUAGAGAUUCAGGAGCUCCCAUUCAACUGAUCCCUUUCAACAGAGAGGAGCUGGCUGAGAGGAGAAAAGCAGUGGAAUCCUGGAGCCCCGUGCCUUACCCCUCCGUGGCCUCUGGUCCCACCCCUGCCACAGCCGCUGGGGAGAAGGGCCGAGGUUCUGAGGAGGGCGGAGGUCGCAGUUCGCCAAAGAUGAAGAACCAAAGAGAGCUGGAAGAACUGAAAAGAACCACAGAAAAACUGGAACGUGUUUUGGCUGAGCGGAACUUGUUCCAGCAAAAGGUGGAGGAGCUGGAACAGGAGAGGAAUCACUGGCAUUCUGAAUUCAAGAAAGUCCAGAGUGAAUUGGUGACCUACACCACCCAGGAGACGGAAGGCUUGUAUUGGAGCAAGAAACACAUGGGCUAUCGCCAAGCUGAAUUCCAAAUUCUGAAAGCUGAGCUGGAGAGAACCAAGGAAGAAAAGCAGGAACUUAAAGAGAAACUGAAGGAGACAGAGAUGCACCUGGAAGUGCUGCAGAAGGCUCAGGUCUCCUACCGGACCCCAGAGGGAGAUGACCUAGAAAGGGCUUUGGCAAAGCUUACGCGGCUGCGUAUCCACGUCAGCUAUCUCCUUACUUCUGUCCUCCCUCACUUGGAGCUUCGUGAGAUCGGGUUUGACUCAGAGCAAGUGGAUGGGAUCCUGUAUACGGUGCUGGAGGCAAAUCACAUACUGGAUUGAGCACCGGACUAUACACUCUAUAUACCCUUCUGUACCCUACCCUACUCUACCCUACUCUACUCUACCCUACCCUACUCUACUCUUCUCUUGUCUUGUCUUCUCUUUUCUUUUCUUCUCUUCUUCAUUCCCUUCUUCCUCCUCCUUCCCUCUCCCCCUCUCUCUCCAUCUCUCCUCCCCCCGCCACCUUUUUAUGCCUUAUAUAGAGAAUCUUUGAGUAAAUCCUGGCUGUCACUCAUUCUGCUUCUUAUUCAGUUUUGGUGUGGAGAAAGAGGCUAGUUAAUAGGCUUUCAGGAGUUCCAGGAACAGAAAAGCAGUAAUCACCAAGCCAGGUGACCUGAAAGCUUUAAUUUUCAUGAUGUAGAUACUUGGCCUGUUUUAUAUCCUUUCUGAAGUGGUUUGUAUUCAUUUAGGUUAAAUCAGCCAACAAAUACUGGGUCCAAUGUGGUAGGUGUUUGGGGAUAAAUUAAGAAGUAGAAUUCAUGGCUUCAGCCUUCAAGCAUCCAACAACCUAGUUGGAAGUGCAGAACACACGCCAGGUUCACUAACUGGUACAAGUGAGGGGUACAAACGUGAUAGAGAAGUUCUGGGGAAGGAAGAUGAAGGCAGGCAUCACAUCAGAAAUGGGACCUAAACUAAGAUUUGUUUAAAGAACAAGCAUGACCACACUAUCAACAAUGGCAACAAUGGUUGUUCUCUAGGGGUAGGACUAUGGUUGAUAUUUUUUUUUCUUCUCGCUAUCUUCCUGCUUUUUUCAAAUUUUCUAUAUAAACCCAUUAUUCUUCUUACAUUGGAAAAAAAUAAAUUGUUUUAAAAAAGAAUGAGUAGGUUUGGAUAUAGAUAUCAGAUGAGACUCUGUUGAAUGUUUAAGGUAAUUUUAUAUUUACAGUUCAUGUCAUAUUUAGCAUUACCUCUGGAAGAAUAGCAUGAACAAAAGCUGGAAUGUGAAAGGGACAUGUGAUAGAAGUGAUGGGUUAACGUGAAUAGAAGUAAGGUUAAAUCGUGACCCACCUACUCACCCUCACGUGGUAUUUACACAUCAAUACAUGCUCAGAUUCAAAAAAUAUGUGCCACCAAACGGGGAUUUCAGGAAGUGGGGAAGCCCUUUUAGAGCAGGGAGGUCUGUUUGCCAACCCUCAGAAUUCACUACCCACCUGCUCCUCAGCCUAGUGCUGAGUAAGGGGCUGGUCUCAUAUUAUCAGAAAUAGUAAAACCUACACUCUUGUAAAAGUAGCUAUUUUGUUUAUCCAUUGCUUUAUUGUGUUUAUAUAGCGCUUACUCUCCAACGAGUUCAAGGUACUCCUCACAAGACAAUGAACAAUGAACACUUAAACUAUGCCAGCAGUGAAAAACAAGUAAAGGAGAAGGAAUCGAAGGGGAUGGUGGGGUGGGCUCAAGCCAUCGCAGUAAGGAUUAGGAGGUGCAGACGGAUGUUUGGGGUACUUGUUCUGGUUUCCCUGCAGAGUGACUUUGGAAGUCUCUCCCAAGCUUAUUUUGCCUCCUUGGUGAGGAGGCCCGGCACAGGUACUCCAGGGAGACCAGAAGGCCUGGGGGGAGGCCCGAGCCAGGCCUCAGCA
This is a messenger RNA of Lutra lutra (Eurasian river otter), 4663 nucleotides long. RefSeq names its product MORC family CW-type zinc finger 4 (gene MORC4). Bases 276 to 3089 code for a protein of 937 amino acids. Gene Ontology annotation, cellular component: nucleoplasm; nucleus. Gene Ontology annotation, molecular function: ATP hydrolysis activity; zinc ion binding. The record is from RefSeq and is a predicted model, not a curated record. Lineage: Eukaryota; Metazoa; Chordata; Mammalia; Carnivora; Mustelidae. The transcript has 17 exons.